This is a messenger RNA of Cladocopium goreaui, 2355 nucleotides long. The record is from the annotation of a GenBank genome assembly. Lineage: Eukaryota; Dinophyceae; Suessiales; Symbiodiniaceae.
AUGGCGGUCUGCUGUGGUGCAGACAGGAUGGCUACGAAGGUGGGGGAAGCCAAGCCGGUGAUCAUGCAGCGACUGGUGGAGGAGAUACCAGUGGUGGGUCUGAAUGCCUGGUGCUUGGGUACGUGGGGGUCUCUCAAUUUUAUCUCGUCUGCUGCUCCCCCGCUCUUCGUCCACCACCCCUCCGCUCUUCGUCCCUCCACCUGCGGAGCGCACCUCUUGUGCCUCUGCGCCGCUCAGCUACCUCAAGCUCAGCCCAUCGCCGGACCCGAAUUUUAUCGCAUUAUAUCGCGAACCGAACCUGCGCGCUAUCCUGGCUCUGCAGCUUGCCGGACAACGAUGGCCGCAACCCAUGCUGAGCCAAGCCUUUGCCGUUCCAGCCUUGGGGUUUCGGAUGAGAUGUGCAUAGCACGGCCUGCGCAUUUGGCACUGGCGGCCGGGCCCAGGUCGAGGACCACCUCGCGAGGAGAAUUGUUCCAGCGACUUUUGCAGCGAGGAAAAGGAGAGCUUCAGGUGCGGGACUUCGUGUCUCAAGUUGCGAAAAUGUAUUCGACGUGGCAGGCGUGGGACUUCCAGGUUUUGACACGGAUGGAGCCGACGGAACCUGAUGAGUUUUUCGUGAUCGGAUUGGACUCGAGAAACCGUGUUGAUGCAGCCCUUAGCAUGCUCAGUGUGUCGCAUAUGCGUUGUGGAGAAACCAAGGCAGACAAUAUCUCCAAAGUAUGGGCGCUAGAUGCGGGCUGUGUCCCGGGCUAUGGCCCUCCAGCCAUUUGCCAGUCACCGCCGGAUCCCUUUGAGUGCAGCCUCGCCAUGAAGCAACGGAGGCUCUCAUGGUUUGUCCGGGCCCCUUCUCAGGAGAUUGGCGCUCUGCGCGGUUCAAUAAAGCACUUCUCAGAGUUUCAGCUGGCUGCAACGGGUCAGCUUCAUGUUGCAGCUACUUUGAUGCUGACUCUUCGUGAUACAGCAGAAAGGUGCCCGACUUAUGUGAAGCUUGCGGAGGUUUCACCAGUAUCCAAGGCUGCUGCAAACGAAGUGAUCACAGCCCUGCCCAGGGGUUGUCGUGCAGCUCUACCGAAGGCAUGUCGUGCAAAGACACCAUGCAGAGUGAGUGUUGUUGCCGUUACCGUUCGUGCUGCUGGCGCAAGUGGCACUUGGGAUAUUUACAGCCAAAUUGCCAGCCGACUCAAGUCUCUACAGGCGCGCGAUUCAGCUGAUCACUGUCGGCACGACGAUCGCAAGGUUUCGUGUGAACGUCUUGGCGGGUGCCAAGGGCGGCCGGACGGUCGAGGACCACCUCGCGAGGAGAAUUGUUCCAGCGACUUUUGCAGCGAGGAAAAGGAUAGCUUGUGCCACAACCCAUUAGGUGCGGGACUUCGUGGACUGAGGCGUGAAGUGGCGCGCGGGUCUCCCCGCUUGGCUCUCCAUUUGUCUCCCUUCUUGUGGCGGCUUUGCAACGGGGGAAUUCCUAUGCUUUUCAUGCUUCGAGCGAUAUCAUUCGGUGUCCCUUGUGGCCGCAAUGUUUUGACACUGAUGGAGCCGACGGAACCUGAUGAGUUUUUCGUGAUCGGAUUGGACUCGAGAAACCGUGUUGAUGCAGCCCUUAGCAUGCUCAGUGUGUCGCAUAUGCGUUGUGGAGAAACCAAGGCAGACAAUAUCUCCAAAGUAUGGGCGCUAGAUGCGGGCUGUGUCCCGGGCUAUGUUGCCUGGUCACCCCGAAACCCGGCACUGUUUGCAGAAGCCAUAGAAGUGAUGCACAGACAGAGGUAUGAAAAGAAUCCCGCAAAAGUGGCGACUUGGAUUGCUUCCGCGAAAGCGAGCGCGAAGGUCAUGGAUAUCACAUUUCGUGGAAGCAUGGUUUUGCUGUUGGAGAUGUUGCGGUCGCCCAAGGCGAAUCCUGUGGAUGGCGCGGGCUUCCGAAUAGGCUUUGAUUGGAUUGUUCGAACUUGUCCAGUUCCCAGUGGAUGUUUGGCAGAUGGAGGUUUGACCUCGCCUCCCCGAUCCCGCUUGCUCGCGAAGCGCAUUGUUGACAACGAGCUCUUGGUUGAGGCUGCUGCAAACCAAAUCAUGGCAAUCCUGCCCAGGGGUUGUCGUGCAGCUCUACCGAAGGCAUGUCGUGCAAAGACACCAUGCAGAGUGAGUGUUGUUGCCGUUACCGUUUGUGCUGCUGGCGCAAGUGGCACUUGGGAUAUUUACAGCCAAAUUGCCAGCCGACUCAAAUCUCUACAGGCGCGCUAUGCAGCUGAUCACUGUCGGCAUGUCGAUCGCAAGGUUUCGUAUGAACGUCUUGGCGAAGAGCCACACCAAGAGGCCGAGCGGUUCUCGUUGUCCAGGGUGGAAAGCAUGAGCAGAGGAUCAUGA